GAUUUUAUGAGUGAUUAUAAUCAGUCACACCAACAGCAGGUCAUGCCCCCAUUAUAUUCUCUCAUUAAUAAAUUUAAAAACAAAAAUAAAUAAAAGAUAAAACAAAAAGACAGCCUCAUUACCAUUUACCACCACCGCUGCAGAAACCGUUAAGUUGAAUAGCAACCGUCGAUCGGAAAGGCGAUUGAUCACCGUGAGCAUGGAGGUCCGCCCCAAUCCAACGGCCGACAACUCGUCGGUCGCGCAGCCCCAGCGUCAGCGCCACACACCCGCAACUACUCAGAAAAAGCCCCCUGCUUCUCCCAUCCCCGUCGACACCACCUCCGUUUCACAAAGGCUUCAGAAGGAGUUGAUGUCUCUGAUGAUGAGUGGAGGAGAUCUUGGAGUAUCGGCUUUUCCUGAAGGUGAGAGCAUUUUUACAUGGCUUGGCACAAUUGAAGGUGGAAAAGGAACUAUGUAUGAGGGUUUAUCCUACAAACUUUCUUUGCGUUUUCCUCUGGACUAUCCUUUCAAGCCACCCCAAGUCAAGUUUGAGACAAUGUGCUUCCAUCCAAAUGUUGAUCAGUUUGGCAAUAUAUGUCUUGAUAUUCUGCAGGUAUUUAUCGUUGUGUUAAAGAAACUGAUAUCAAGCUUUGUGCUAGUAAGGUCAAAGAGGAUAAAGUGAGAGAAACAGCCUGUGUGUCUAAUAUGGAGAAGUUAUGAUUGACCAUUAUGAUGGUGACAGUGUCUCUUGUAUCAAGGAGUUUGCUCCACCAUAUGAUGAUCUUCACUCUAUAGUACUUGAGGUGUCUUAUAGAAAACUAGAAUUGGUUGGAUAAAUCUAAAUGUUUGUACACAUGUCAAUGCCCCUGACUUGGGGAUGCUGGUAGUGCCCCUUAACCGGUGGUGCUGCAGUGCCCACAUGUCUGUGCCCUUAAUCCAAGGGCGCUGCAAACUCUGAUAGCGUUAUAACAGCACUAUUGCUGCCGUGGCCAUCUUCAUCCAGAACUAGCAAAUACAAAAAAAAUGACAAA
Messenger RNA from Prunus mume (Japanese apricot), 1013 nucleotides. Lineage: Eukaryota; Viridiplantae; Streptophyta; Magnoliopsida; Rosales; Rosaceae. The record is from RefSeq and is a predicted model, not a curated record.